Messenger RNA from Ictalurus punctatus (channel catfish), 905 nucleotides. RefSeq names its product ergosterol biosynthesis 28 homolog (gene erg28). Bases 274 to 705 code for a protein of 143 amino acids. Gene Ontology annotation, molecular function: protein-macromolecule adaptor activity. The record is from RefSeq and is a predicted model, not a curated record. Gene Ontology annotation, cellular component: endoplasmic reticulum; membrane. The transcript is spliced from 5 exons. NCBI's taxonomy places the organism in Eukaryota, Metazoa, Chordata, Actinopteri, Siluriformes, Ictaluridae.
UGCAAUUGGUUGUUGUUUGUGGGUUUUUUUUUUUUUAAACCUCGUUACACUGACUAUCAGAGGGUGAAGUGUUUCCAUUGUGGAUCUAGUGCACUUUAUUUGCUUAUAUAAGCUCUUGUUUUGAAUCUCAUGUAGUGCAUUUAUACAGGGAAUAAGGAGGUAUUUGGGCUCAGCCUGUGGUUGUGGCUCUAGCAGGCACUCGAUGCUGAUGCAGUAAAGACAAGCAGCUGAUCAAGGUCUGUGCUCUUGUGUCUGUGGUGGACUUUGGAAACCAUGAGUCGCUUUUUGAAUUUGUUAAGGAGCUGGCUUGUCAUGGUGUCUGUGAUCGCUCUGGGCAACACUGUACAGAGCUUCCGUGACCACAGCUUUCUGUCUGAGAAACUUUACACGGGCACACCAGAUUUUGUAAAUGGCCUUCAAGCACGGACCUUUGGAAUAUGGACCUUACUGUCAUCCAUUAUUCGCUGUGCGUGCGCCAUGGACAUUCAGAACAGGAUGCUUUAUCAUGUCACAUUGUGGACAUUUGUUCUGGCUCUUGGACACUUCCUGUCCGAAGCCUUUAUGUACAAAACAGCUCAACUUACCAUUGGAGUUAUGGCUCCUCUUUUUGUGGCAGGUUGUUCUAUUGUGGGCAUGUUAAUUGGGUUCCAGUGCAUCAUAGAGCCACAGGAAGUAACUGGAGCGAGGCAGAAAAAAAGGAACUGAAUCUAUGCCCCAGUGACUCGUUAUGGUGCAGUAUCACUCACACUCAAAGAACAUUGGAUGGGUUCACCGCUGCUGACUAAGGACAAAGACAUACCGAUUGAACAGAACCAUAUCUAUUCAUAUAUUCAUAUGCCACUGUGUGGACUGGUUUUGUAAUACUGUUGGCCAAGCAUAUCAUAUUAAAGGAGUGAUGAAAAGAU